UCAUAGAAGCACUUGAGCAUUUGGUCUUUUUGCAAAUUGUUUGAAUAAAUUUAAUUACACUUUGACAUUUUCCUUCGCAGGGAAUACAUAAAACAAGGAGAGACAAAAAAAAGUUAAGAAAAAGAGAAACGAGAGACUUUGGGAAUGAACGUGAGGGAAAAAUGCUUUAACGACAAUUGAACAAAAGACCUUUGGACUGGGGACAAUUGGGCAUUGAGGCGUUUUUAGUCGAAAACUCAUGGUAGCAUUUCUUUUUCAAAUUUGACGUAAUUCCCUGUCCAAUUAACCUCAUGUCAGCUAAUUUUUUCGCCAAAUUGACUUGUUAAAUUUGUCCUUAUUUUUAAAUUUAAUUAUUUUUAGUAGAAAUGUCGCUUGCGAGCAUGCCUGGUUCACGUGCUAUUUUGACUUUACAAAAAUCCCUUUUGGGAUUUCAAAAGUAUGCAACUUCUGUUCAAUCUUUGCGCAAUUCUAGUUCAGCUGUCAAGGUGACGCUUGUUGGUGCUAGUGGAGGAAUUGGACAACCUCUUGCUCUUCUUUUGAAAAAGAAUGCUUCGAUUGCGCAUUUGGCUUUAUAUGAUAUUGUUGGCACUCCAGGAGUCUGUGCCGAUCUUUCUCAUAUUAAUACUCCUGCGAAGGUCACUGCCCAUAUGGGACCUAACGAAUUGUCUGCUGCUUUGAAGGACGCCGAUGUUGUAGUUGUGCCUGCUGGUGUUCCAAGAAAGCCAGGAAUGACGCGUGACGACUUAUUUAACACAAAUGCCGCAAUCGUUCGUGAUGUUGCUGAAGCCGCAGCGAAAGCUUGUCCCAAUGCUUUUCUUAGCAUAAUUACAAAUCCGGUGAAUUCAAAUCUGCCUAUCGCUUCUGAAGUUUAUAAAAAUAACGAUUGUUAUAAUCCAAAAAAGAUUUUUGGAGUGACUCUUCUUGAUGUUGUUCGUGCCCAGACUUUUGUUUCUGAAUUAAAGAAUGUUGAUGUUACAAAGACAAAAAUUCCUGUAGUUGGUGGACAUUCUGGCGUGACUAUUGUGCCUUUACUUUCCCAAUGUCAGCCGAAAGUUCAACUUAGCGAUGGAGAAAUAAAGGCAUUGAGUGAGCGUAUUCAAGAGGCUGGAACUGAAGUUGUUAAGGCUAAAGCUGGCGCUGGUUCUGCUACGUUGUCAAUGGCUUUGGCAGCAGAAUAUUUUGUUGGAUCCUUGGUAAAUGCUUUGAAAGGACAGAAAAGUGUUCAGUGUGCCUAUGUUCGAUCGGAUGUCGUGCAAGGACUUGAAUAUUUUGCUGGACCUGUUGAACUCGGUCCAAAGGGAGUGGAAAAAAUUCUUCCUCUUGGCGAGCUUUCGAGCUAUGAGAAGCAAUUAAUUGAGAAGGCAAUUCCUGAUUUGAAGAAAGAAAUUGCUAAGGGUGUUGACUUUAUUAAGCGAGGAAUUUAA
Meloidogyne enterolobii is the source of this 1424-nucleotide messenger RNA. The record is from the annotation of a GenBank genome assembly. Lineage: Eukaryota; Metazoa; Nematoda; Chromadorea; Rhabditida; Meloidogynidae.